UCUUUGGCUGCUACCUCAAAUCAGGCCCCUCUAAGGUCAAGCAAACCCAGAAGUCCCCAGCCUUUUAAGGCGCAAGAACUACCCGGUCAGGAGGGUGUAGCUUCAGCUCUGGCAGCCUGCAAGAUCCUUAAAGAGAUGUGCCGCCUGGAGACGGAGACCGAAGUAGCACGUAUAAUGAAAGAGGCCAAGUAUGAGCAGCUCGCUGUUGAACUGUUUAGUGAAUGCUACCACAACAGUGAGGAGAGAGCAUUUGCUCUGUUGGUGAGGAAAAAUCAGUACUGGAGCAAAACCACCUGCCUUCAGCUGGCUACAGAAGCAGAUGCAAAGUCUUUUUUUGCACAUGAUGGUGUCCAGGCCUUCCUGACAAAAAUAUGGUGGGGAGACAUGUCUACAAGCACACAGAUCCUAAAGUUAAUCUGUGGAUUCUGGUGUCCUUUCCUAAUCUACACAAAUUUAAUCGCAUUCAGUGAAGAAAAACAAUCAAAGAAUGAGCCAGAGCCAUUUAGAGAGCUGGACAGUUUAGAUACAGAGAAGACUCUGUUUUUUCCCAAGGAAGAAGAUAGAGGACAUGGUAAAACGGAAAAGCAGAACCCUCCUGAAAGCACAGCAUGGGCAACAUUCAUGUUUACUCGGUGGAGAAAAUUCUGGAGUGCCCCUGUAACUGUAUUUAUGGGGAACGUUAUAAUGUACUUUGCUUUUCUGUUUCUAUUUACUUAUGUCCUUUUACUGGACUUUAAACCACCUCCACCUGAGGGUCCAUCUGCUAAAGAAAUUAUACUUUACUUCUGGGUUUUUACACUGGUCUUGGAAGAAAUCCGGCAGAGUUUCUAUACAGAUGAAGACACAAAUUUAAUGAAAAAAUUUAAACUGUAUGUCGAGGAUAACUGGAAUAAAUGUGAUAUGGUGACCAUCUUCCUCUUCAUAAUUGGAGUAAUCUGCAGGAUGCUGAACUCAACUUUUCAAGCUGGCCGUACAAUACUUGCCAUUGAUUUUAUGGUGUUUACACUUAGACUUAUACAUAUUUUUGCAAUUCACAAACAACUUGGACCAAAGAUAAUAAUUGUGGAAAGAAUGAUGAAGGAUGUUUUCUUCUUUCUGUUUUUCUUGAGUGUGUGGCUCAUUGCCUACGGUGUAACAACUCAAGCACUACUUCAUCCCGAUGACAGCCGAGUGGAAUGGAUAUUCAGAAGGGUGCUUUAUCGUCCCUACCUUCAGAUAUUUGGCCAGAUUCCACUGGAUGAAAUAGACACAUCACGAAUGUAUCCCAGGAACUGCACAUUUAAUCCACUGCAGAUUCUGCAGGAGAACUUGCCAUCAUGUCCUAACAGCUAUGCCAACUGGCUUGUCAUACUUCUGUUGGUCAUCUUCCUCCUAGUCACAAAUGUUCUCCUUAUGAAUCUCCUGAUUGCUAUGUUCAGUUACACUUUUCAAGUUGUUCAGGGCAAUGCAGACAUUUUCUGGAAAAUUCAGCGCUACAACCUGAUUGUUGAAUAUCAUGGCCGGCCUGCCCUAGCACCACCAUUUAUCAUUAUUAACCACAUAACCUUGGUUGUCAGAAGAAUCUUCAACAAAAUGGAACAUAAAAAAGAACAUCUGGAAAGAGAUCUUCCAGUUGGCCUAGAUCAAAAAAUCAUAACAUGGGAGCUGGUGCAAAAAGAAAAUUAUCUUGUAAACCUUGAACAAGAAAGGAAAAAAAGCAAUGAAGAAAGGCUGAAGGCCACAUAUAAUAAGGUGGAUAAUUUGUCUAAGUAUUUUAGUGGAUUGAAAGAACAAGAAAAGUGGUUUAAAGUUAUGGAAGCCCAGAUUUGCUAUUGUACAGCUGUUAUCUCCUCAAUGGCAGAAGUUUUAAACAAAAUCAACCUUUUGUGCAACCAAACAGAUCCAAAUUAUACACGUGUGAUGAAUGCGAACACAGAAGUGCCUUUCCCAGAAAGAAGUGAAAGAGAAGAGCAUGCAGAUCAGUCCAAGAGUGACAUCACAUAUAUUGAUAAUUAA
Messenger RNA from Phaethon lepturus (White-tailed tropicbird), 1995 nucleotides. Its product is annotated as transient receptor potential cation channel subfamily M member 5-like. The transcript has 15 exons. The annotation marks the transcript as partial. Gene Ontology annotation, molecular function: ligand-gated calcium channel activity; calcium-activated cation channel activity. The record is from RefSeq and is a predicted model, not a curated record. Gene Ontology annotation, cellular component: membrane. Gene Ontology annotation, biological process: calcium ion transmembrane transport. Lineage: Eukaryota; Metazoa; Chordata; Aves; Phaethontiformes; Phaethontidae.